AGAUAAACCAAACUGUCUCACAUUGAAAAUGAACUAGCAGUGGCUUUAAAUAGCCUUACAAAGAAACUGAAAUGCUGAAAUAAAGCUAAGUUUCCCAUAAUACCAGGAAACGUGAUUACAAGCAAAGGAAUAGGAAAGGCACCAACAAACUACACCCACUUCCUAAUAAUUAGGAACUUAUUAAGACUGAUUCAAAAUAACUAACACUAACUACACAAAGAUGAGAUGAUGUCUGAAAUUUCCAGAAGAGGAUCCACUCUUCCAGCCAACUUGGAUUCCAUGGAUCAGUUAGCCAAGUCGAAACAGUCGGUUCUCAUAUGCACAGAGAGCGGGUUCGAAUCCCAUUUCCUCCGGCACGGAAAUGAAACGGUGGUCUCUAGGAGAGUAACGACACAAUUCCAUGGAUACUUGUAUCCGAUUCAUUUAAGUCUUUGCUUCUUGUGCCGAUCUUUUUGAUAUGUUUUCAAAGAUAAUUAGACCUAAACUUUAGAGUGAAUGGAGAAGGCUCUCUCAAUAAUAAUAUUUAAGAUAAUAAUUAGUUUAUUAAACAAGACUCUGGAUGAGUUUGUUAAAGAUUGGGUCAUGUCGAAACUCCUUUUUUUGCUCAUUAGUUUCCUGCUGAUUGUCUUUGUAUGUUUUCACUCAUUCCGUGAAUUGUUUUGUAAGGUGUAGAUAUCCUCAAAGCAGUGGUAGUAAAAUGCCGUUUCAGAUAACUGUAAAAAGUAACUACUUGAAUUUAAAUUUCAUGAGGUAUUGGAGAUAAGUGUUGGUUUUUUAUGUUUUUCUCAUUCUGGUUGAGUGCUAUGUCUGCCUCAACUUGAUUCUCCCUGGUGCACACAUAUCGUGCUAUUGGUUUUCCCUAGUUGACUAUAGUUAAAAAUUUAAAACCGAAGUUUUCCCUGCUCUGCUAGUGUUUCAUAGCAGGCAAUCAAUUAAGAAAGAUAAAACUUAGUAAUUUAUUAACCAAAUGAAUUUAAUUAACAUCUAAUUGACAUGUAAGAUCAUAAAAUUAAAAGAAUAUCAAUAGCAACUACAAACGAAUUAACUUAUUUGUAAAAAAUCAGAAACUUUUUUUAACUAGCUCAAGCUUUUUAAAUAACUUACUCCAAUCAAACUGUGCUUAUUUGUGAAUUGUAUUGUCAGAAAGUAAUAAACAUUUAACUGUUGCAAUGAAUGUGAGUGAUUAAGCGGAUCAAGGAAAUCAGGCCCCAUUGGUGACCAUUUGUCUUUGUAACCUUCUCUGCAGGAUCAAGGAAAAAGCAACUCUAUUCAUGAAUACCCGAGCAGUUGUGGUUGUGCUAUUCAGAUAUCAUUCAGAGCUCAUUUACAUUUGAUUACUUAUAUUCGUUUGUUAUCAAUAAUCUCCUUAAACCUACCAUUCCUUGUAGUUACACUAGUUUUACAAAAUAACAGGAACUGAAAUUGCAAAUGCAGACAUCUUAUCAACAUAAAGCUUCACUUGCGGUUUUCCAAACCAAAGGAUAUGUUUGGAACAAGAAUGGUGGGGAAAGGGAAAAGCACAAAGGAAAUUAAGUUCGGGAUAUAUUAUUUGGUUUGACAUAAGAAAAUAAAAAGAAAGGUCACUUCUGGGCAAAAAAUCAAAGUUUACAUAUAUUUUGAUUUUUUAGUCUUCUGGGGAAAAAAACAAAUUUUACAUGUAUUUUGAUUUUUGGAGUAAAACUGAGAAAUAAGAAACAGCCCUUUGGUUGUGUUAAAAGUCCAAAAACAAAAAGUCAGCCAUCAUGUUAGCAAUAAGAUUUAAAGGUCUGUGGGGUCAGUUAAUCACUUAAUCCCAGGUCGUAUCCCCCCACCCACAAAAAAUACUUUUGAAAGCCAUUUACCUUUGUGCUUUCUAUGAUCUCAGAGAAGAGAUUGUGUGUGUGCUGACCUGCGUUUUCCUUUCUCAGGUCUUAUGCGCUUGAGAGUUUGUGUGUGUGUGUGAUGACCUGCGUUUUGUGCGAUCAAGGUUAAGGAGAGGAGGCGAGAGGUUAACAUCCUGGCAUUUGCUUAACGAUCGUUAUUUAGAGUAAGGGUAGAUGAGAAAUGCUAGGUGUACACAAAAUGUGUACACCAUUGGCACACCAUAUAAAAGGCACCCUAUUUUUACCAUCUUUUACUCCAGUCUUCUCUUCCGUUUCUCUUCCAUCUUCCGCUAUCCCCUUCUGCCUCUUUUUUCGUUUCAGCCCCAUUUUUCCUCUCUUCUUCAUUUCAAAAGCUCUAGCUCUCUCCUUUCAUGGAGGUCUAAAUCAUAAUAUAAAAACACCCCAUUUCUUUUACUUCUCACUGGUUCUCGUUUGGGUUGAUUCUUUGUUCUUCCCUCAUCUAACCCCUCAAAGCCCUAAUGCGAUUGAUACACCAUAAUCGGUCCGGUGAAGAUCAAGUGUACAGGGAGUGAAGGUCUGGUGACCGAAUGCCUCGUCCCUCUCUUCUAUCUCUUUCUGGUCUGUACCCGUCCCAUCCAGAGUGUACUCCUUCCGGUAGGAUUAAUCUCUUCUCUAGUAGUGAAGACUGAAACUUUUACAGGUUAUUAAGAUGGACAAUAAAGACCUCAAAUUCACAUGGUCACGAGAUGGAGGAGCCUAUGUGUCACACGUUUGAAGAGCGUCAAAGUGGUGAUCAUGGAAAUGACUUGCUAGUAUACUCGGAUAGUGUUGGGAGAAUGUGGACAAGAUUCACAUGGUCUCAAGAUUCAUGCUCUUUAUUAUAGUUAUGUAACCCACAUGUAAUUAGAUUUGUGAAGAUUCAGAUGACCAAUAUGGUGAUAAUGUAUUUUACAUAUAAUGUAUUAUAGCUCUGUCUAACAGACAAUAUUUAUGUGUGCCAGACAAUUCAUGCUUGACUUUUUGGCAUUGGAGUUUUGUCUGACAGACAAUAUUUGUUUGUGCCAGACAUUUUGUGUCUGGGUUGGUAAAAGAGUUAGGUCGGACAGACAAUAUUUGUAUGUAUCAGACAUUUCGUGUCUGGUCCUAGCAAAAGAGUUAUGUGUAACAGACAAUAUUUGUGAAUGCCAGACGUUUCGUAUUUGGUUUUGGCAAAGGAGUUUUGUCUAAUAAACAAUAUUUGUCUGUCUGGCAGAAGCAAUUGUCUGUCUGGACUCUGGCA
Molecule: messenger RNA, 3102 nt
Organism: Cuscuta epithymum
Lineage: Eukaryota; Viridiplantae; Streptophyta; Magnoliopsida; Solanales; Convolvulaceae
Source: the annotation of a GenBank genome assembly